AGGUUAAAAACAGGAAUGGAGAUGAAGAAAGAGAGAAAGAUGAAGACAGGACGAACUGUGCUGAUAACAGGAGUUGGGAAAGGGCUUGGGAGAGCUCUGGCUGUUGAACUCGCCACUCGAGGUCAUACAAUAAUCGGUUGCUCCCGUUCGCAGCAUAAUCUCGAUUCCCUUCAAACCCAACUCUCUUCCUCCAAUCGCAACCACAACCAUUUGUUUUUCAAUGCUGACGUCAGGUCCGACGAGAGCGUUCAGCAAAUGGCCCGACUUGUAAUGGACCAAAAGGCCGUUCCGGACAUCAUAGUGAACAAUGCCGGAACAAUCAACAAGAACAACAAGCUAUGGGAGGUUCCGGCGGAGGAGUUCGAAGAAGUGAUGGAUACGAACGUGAAAGGGACUGCGAACGUCUUGCGCCACUUCAUCCCUCUCAUGAUAGCGUUGAAGAAUGCGGAAGGCAUAAUAGUGAACAUGUCGUCGGGAUGGGGAAGGUCCGGUGCGGCGCUGGUGGCUCCUUACUGCGCCUCCAAGUGGGCCAUAGAAGGGCUGAGCAAGUCGGUGGCGAAAGAGGUGGGUCAAGGGAUGGCCGUGGUGGCCCUGAAUCCAGGUGUGAUCAACACCGACAUGCUCACCUCUUGCUUUGGCUCUUCCGCCUCUCUCUAUCAGUCCCCUCAGUCCUGGGCUCUCAAGGCUGCCAGCCUCAUUCUCAAUCUCACCCCUGCGGACAACGGUUCCUCCCUCACUGUCUGACCUCUUCUCUUAUUCUUUCAAUUUCUUCUUGCAUUUCUUCUUAUAAACAAAUGUCAAACUUUUACAUUAUAUAAUCCAUGUUUUUAUUUACAAAACCCUA
This is a messenger RNA of Vigna radiata var. radiata (mung bean), 844 nucleotides long. Its product is annotated as NADPH-dependent pterin aldehyde reductase. Gene Ontology annotation, cellular component: cytosol. Gene Ontology annotation, biological process: folic acid-containing compound metabolic process. Bases 16 to 744 code for a protein of 242 amino acids. The record is from RefSeq and is a predicted model, not a curated record. The transcript has 3 exons. Gene Ontology annotation, molecular function: oxidoreductase activity, acting on the CH-OH group of donors, NAD or NADP as acceptor. Lineage: Eukaryota; Viridiplantae; Streptophyta; Magnoliopsida; Fabales; Fabaceae.